Molecule: messenger RNA, 641 nt
Organism: Insectozyma verbasci
Lineage: Eukaryota; Fungi; Ascomycota; Pichiomycetes; Serinales; Debaryomycetaceae
Source: the annotation of a GenBank genome assembly
AUGAGACAGAAGAGGGCUAAAGCUUAUAAAAAGCAAAUGAAUGUAUAUCUUUAUACGUUCAAAUUUAGAGAACCAUUUCAAACUAUAAUAGAUGAUGAAAUAAUUUUAACUUGUGAAUCUGCAAGUUAUGAUAUUUUAAAAGGUUUACAAAGAACAAUUCAAUCACAAGAAAUGAAACCAAUGAUUACUCAAUGUUGUAUUGAAUCAUUAUAUAAAACUAAAAAUCAAAAAGCUAUAGAUAUAGCUAAAACUUUUGAACGUAGGAAAUGUAAUCAUAGAGAACCAGUACCUCCUAUUGAAUGUUUAAAAAGUAUAAUUGAUAUAAAUGGUGAAAAUAAACAUAGAUAUAUAGUUGCAUCACAAGAUUUAAAAUUACGACAAAUGAUGAGGAAAAUACCUGGUGUUCCUUUAAUAUAUAUGAAUAGAUCAGUUAUGGUAAUGGAACCAUUAAGUGAUGCAUCAAGUGAAUUUACUGAAAAAGUUGAAAAGGAUAAAUUAAUUGCAGGGUUAAAUGAUACUGGGAAGGAAAUAGAAGAACAAUCACAAGUUAAAAAAAGAAAAGGUCCAAAAGAACCAAAUCCAUUAAGUGUGAAGAAGAAGAAAAUAGAGAAACCAAAAGAAGAACCAAAGAAGAAAAAUAG